UUCCUUGAUGACUUAAACAGAUGGAGUCUGCUUCUCAUUUCUCCUUUUAUUUAUCCUGAUAAGUUACUUAAAGCAGAACAUAUAGCUUUUGUGACAGAAAGCGUUUCAGCUCAGACAGAUAAUUUGCAGAAAGUACCUGGCUCUUCAAAAGAGAUUGUGAAGUGGUCAGACUAUUGUUCACCGUUGGCCUGUAAACCUGGUGAGCCUUAUAAGUUAAUUGCUGAAGCAAGUGUUGAUAAUUUCAGUAACCUUGGAAUAGCAUUCAUGGAAGACAGGCUUCAAAUGGAUAACGGAAUGGUGCCACACAAGAUUGUUUCUGUCCAUUUACAGGAAUCUACUCUGCAGGAGUUGGUACAGGUGACACGAUCUGCAGAAGAGCAAAGUGUAAGCAGCACACAAAUGGAUGAGGUAACUCCUCCUGCUACUUUUGGUGCUACUGUUAAAUCAGGAUUAGGAGUAGCUGAGUCUGCAAGACACAGUGAAGAGAAGAAAUUACAGCUAAAGAAAGAAAGUGAGCAUGAAGAUGAGAACAGCAGUUUGUCUGACAAAGAGAAAGGCGCUGGAGAUCAUCAUCACUUGCAUCUUUCCAGCUGUCAUGAAUGCCUGCAACUUGAAAACAGUACUAUUGAGUCAGUCAGAUUUGCCUCUGCAGAAAACAUUCCAGAACUUUCUGAUGAUUGCAGUAGCAAACUGGAAGAGAAGAAUGAUGAUUGUCUAUCAAGAGGAAUAAAGAGAGUAAACCUUGUUGGAAAGCCCCCUAAUAUAUUGAUUUAUCUUGGCUCUGAAACUGCAAAGGUGGAAUUUGAGCAGGUAAAAUCAAUCCUUCAGGAAUGCAUUGAUGCAGACAGCUACACCAUCUACCAGCUGCAUGAGGAACAAGUUCUGAAAGCUCCGUGGAUUGAUAAUUCAAUACUGUUGAUCAUUGCCACAGAGGAGCCUAUUUCUGAGGAGAACCACAAACAAUUUAUGAAGUUUUUAUGUAAAGGUGGAAAGAUUCUAGGGUUUUCAUCGUCUUUUACAUUUGAUGGCAUACAAAUAAAGAAAAAUAAACUGAAGAAGACUGUUCAUGAAUUAGUGGUCUCUAAAAUGGACUGCACUGAAAUUAAGUUAAAUCUUUUGGUCAGUGGCUGUAUUUUUGAGGAAGUGAUGAAGGAAGAUACCUGCAAAGUUAAGACAUUGAGUCGAUUAAAUAAUGCUGAUAAAGAUAUCGUUAUUGUUCAUCUGACUUAUGGAGACAGUGGAGGAGAAGCGAUUCUUUCUCAGGUACUGCAUUUGCAGAAGCAUGAAUUUGCUCAUUGUUACAUGAUGUUGUG
Messenger RNA from Pterocles gutturalis (yellow-throated sandgrouse), 1313 nucleotides. Its product is annotated as biotin--protein ligase-like. Gene Ontology annotation, molecular function: biotin--[biotin carboxyl-carrier protein] ligase activity. Lineage: Eukaryota; Metazoa; Chordata; Aves; Pterocliformes; Pteroclidae. The transcript is spliced from 3 exons. The annotation marks the transcript as partial. Gene Ontology annotation, cellular component: cytoplasm. The record is from RefSeq and is a predicted model, not a curated record.